AUGGGCGCUGGUCACGGAGAUCUCGCCCCCCAUCAGGUUCACCAGCGCCUUGCAUAUCGCCAGGCCCAGCCCCGUGCCGCCAAACCGUCUGCAGGUGGUGUUGUCCGCCUGGGGGGAGAGGAGGAGAGGGAAUGGUUACCAGUCACUCAGCCAGCGCCUUGCAUAUCGCCAGGCCCAGCCCCGUGCCGCCAAACCGUCUGCAGCCCCGUGCCGACAAACCGCCGACACGUGGUGUUGUCCGCCUGGAGAGAGGGGGGAAAGGGGAGUGGAGAGGAGUGGAGAAGGGAGGGCAGUGGGGAGAGGAGCAGGGCCGUGGGGAGAGGAGCAGGGCAGUGGGGAGAGGAGCAGGGCCGUGGGGAGAGGAGCAGGGCCGUGGGGAGAGGAGCAGGGCCGUGGGGAGAGGAGCAGGGCCGUGGGGAGAGGAGCAGGGCCGUGGGGAGAGGAGCAGGGCCGUGGGGAGAGGAGCAGGGCCGUGGGGAGAGGAGCAGGGCCGUGGGGAGAGGAGCAGGGCCGUGGGGAGAGGAGCAGGGCCGUGGGGAGAGGAGCAGGGCCGUGGGGAGAGGAGCAGGGCCGUGGGGAGAGGAGCAGGGCCGUGGGGAGAGGAGCAGGGCCGUGGGGAGAGGAGCAGGGCCGUGGGGAGAGGAGCAGGGCCGUGGGGAGAGGAGCAGGGCAGUGGGGAGAGGAGCAGGGCCGUGGGGAGAGGAGCAGGGCCGUGGGGAGAGGAGCAGGGCCGUGGGGAGAGGAGCAGGGCCGUGGGGAGAGGAGCAGGGCCGUGGGGAGAGGAGCAGGGCCGUGGGGAGAGGAGCAGGGCCGUGGGGAGAGGAGCAGGGCCGUGGGGAGAGGAGCAGGGCCGUGGGGAGAGGAGCAGGGCCGUGGGGAGAGGAGCAGGGCCGUGGGGAGAGGAGCAGGGCCGUGGGGAGAGGAGCAGGGCCGUGGGGAGAGGAGCAGGGCCGUGGGGAGAGGAGCAGGGCCGUGGGGAGAGGAGCAGGGCCGUGGGGAGAGGAGCAGGGCCGUGGGGAGAGGAGCAGGGCCGUGGGGAGAGGAGCAGGGCCGUGGGGAGAGGAGCAGGGCCGUGGGGAGAGGAGCAGGGCCGUGGGGAGAGGAGCAGGGCCGUGGGGAGAGGAGCAGGGCCGUGGGGAGAGGAGCAGGGCCGUGGGGAGAGGAGCAGGGCCGUGGGGAGAGGAGCAGGGCCGUGGGGAGAGGAGCAGGGCCGUGGGGAGAGGAGCAGGGCCGUGGGGAGAGGAGCAGGGCCGUGGGGAGAGGAGCAGGGCCGUGGGGAGAGGAGCAGGGCCGUGGGGAGAGGAGCAGGGCCGUGGGGAGAGGAGCAGGGCCGUGGGGAGAGGAGCAGGGCCGUGGGGAGAGGAGCAGGGCCGUGGGGAGAGGAGCAGGGCCGUGGGGAGAGGAGCAGGGCCGUGGGGAGAGGAGCAGGGCCGUGGGGAGAGGAGCAGGGCCGUGGGGAGAGGAGCAGGGCCGUGGGGAGAGGAGCAGGGCCGUGGGGAGAGGAGCAGGGCCGUGGGGAGAGGAGCAGGGCCGUGGGGAGAGGAGCAGGGCCGUGGGGAGAGGAGCAGGGCCGUGGGGAGAGGAGCAGGGCCGUGGGGAGAGGAGCAGGGCCGUGGGGAGAGGAGCAGGGCCGUGGGGAGAGGAGCAGGGCCGUGGGGAGAGGAGCAGGGCAGUGGGGAGAGGAGCAGGGCCGUGGGGAGAGGAGCAGGGCCGUGGGGAGAGGAGCAGGGCCGUGGGGAGAGGAGCAGGGCCGUGGGGAGAGGAGCAGGGCCGUGGGGAGAGGAGCAGGGCCGUGGGGAGAGGAGCAGGGCCGUGGGGAGAGGAGCAGGGCCGUGGGGAGAGGAGCAGGGCCGUGGGGAGAGGAGCAGGGCCGUGGGGAGAGGAGCAGGGCCGUGGGGAGAGGAGCAGGGCCGUGGGGAGAGGAGCAGGGCCGUGGGGAGAGGAGCAGGGCCGUGGGGAGAGGAGCAGGGCCGUGGGGAGAGGAGCAGGGCCGUGGGGAGAGGAGCAGGGCCGUGGGGAGAGGAGCAGGGCCGUGGGGAGAGGAGCAGGGCCGUGGGGAGAGGAGCAGGGCCGUGGGGAGAGGAGCAGGGCCGUGGGGAGAGGAGCAGGGCCGUGGGGAGAGGAGCAGGGCCGUGGGGAGAGGAGCAGGGCCGUGGGGAGAGGAGCAGGGCCGUGGGGAGAGGAGCAGGGCCGUGGGGAGAGGAGCAGGGCCGUGGGGAGAGGAGCAGGGCCGUGGGGAGAGGAGCAGGGCCGUGGGGAGAGGAGCAGGGCCGUGGGGAGAGGAGCAGGGCCGUGGGGAGAGGAGCAGGGCCGUGGGGAGAGGAGCAGGGCCGUGGGGAGAGGAGCAGGGCCGUGGGGAGAGGAGCAGGGCCGUGGGGAGAGGAGCAGGGUUAG
Messenger RNA from Closterium sp. Yama58-4, 2394 nucleotides. The record is from the annotation of a GenBank genome assembly. NCBI's taxonomy places the organism in Eukaryota, Viridiplantae, Streptophyta, Zygnematophyceae, Desmidiales, Closteriaceae.